This is a messenger RNA of Chrysoperla carnea, 1106 nucleotides long. RefSeq names its product LIM/homeobox protein Lhx3-like. Gene Ontology annotation, molecular function: transcription coactivator activity; DNA-binding transcription factor binding. The transcript is spliced from 5 exons. The record is from RefSeq and is a predicted model, not a curated record. Bases 109 to 966 code for a protein of 285 amino acids. Gene Ontology annotation, cellular component: nucleus. Gene Ontology annotation, biological process: positive regulation of transcription by RNA polymerase II. Lineage: Eukaryota; Metazoa; Arthropoda; Insecta; Neuroptera; Chrysopidae.
AUUUGCUUCAACAGUAUAAAAGAGCUGUGGAUAUUAUGUAAAAGUAGCAUCAUGGAGAUAAAUCCGGCAUUUGAUACGCCGGUGAUAUCAAUAAUUCUUUAAGAGGAAAUGCACAGUACAGAAAAUGUCCAGGAGACUGAGGGUGGGGAGAAAAUUCUUAACAAUAUUAGUGGUAUAUGUAGCCGAACAACCGUAGGCGUAACGAAUAAUCAUUCAACAACAACAACAACAUCAGAUAUUACGGCGACAACAACAUCCACAGUCGUAUCAAAUGGACGUAGAAUAUGCGCUGGUUGUGGUAAACACAUACUGCAACGGUUUUUAUUGAAAGCAUUAGAUUUAUAUUGGCAUGAGGAUUGUUUAAAAUGUGGAUGCUGUGAUUGUCGACUUGGAGAAGUUGGCUCAACACUAUAUACAAAAGCAAAUUUAAUACUUUGUAAAAGGGAUUAUCUAAGGUUAUUUGGUACGACUGGAUAUUGUGCCGCUUGUAAUAAGGUAAUACCAGCAUUUGAAAUGGUUAUGCGAGCGAAAAAUAAUGUUUAUCAUUUGGAAUGUUUUGCUUGUCAUCAGUGUAAUCAUAGGUUUUGUGUAGGUGAUCGAUUUUAUUUAUGUGAAAACAAAGUUCUUUGUGAGUACGAUUAUGGAGAACGACUUGUAUUUGCGAAUAUGUCAUAUAAUCCAACGAGUUUAGCACACAUACGAAGGCAAGUCAGUAGUUUACAGCCAUCGACAAUCGAUGAAAACCUAAGCAAUUACAUACCAACAAAUGAUCAACUUCGAUGUGAUGAGAAAAAUUUAACUAUAAUAAGUAAUAAACCAACGAAGAAUUGUUUUCCUGAAAAAAAUUAUCGCUUACCAAGUACCAAACAACGUGCUACACGUGAUGAUAAUAAUGGUAAUGGAUAUGAAGGAAGUCCACCCGCUGAUCCAGAGACAUUUGAAUUAAUGGGUCCUCCAAUUCGUUAACUAAAGGCAUUUUACCCCUAAAGGGUUUUAUGCUCUACUGUAUAUAUUAACAUAAACUUUUUUUUGUUUAAAUGUAAGAUAUUUUGCCGCCAAAAAUGUGAUUCGUUAGAUAUUGUGCAAUGGUCGAAAACAGUGAGGAA